Molecule: messenger RNA, 753 nt
Organism: Trichoderma gamsii
Lineage: Eukaryota; Fungi; Ascomycota; Sordariomycetes; Hypocreales; Hypocreaceae
Product: esterase/lipase
Exons: 3
Coding region: 1-753 (250 amino acids)
Molecular function (GO): hydrolase activity
Source: RefSeq, a predicted model, not a curated record
AUGGCCUCUCACCCGCCUGGAAGCUGCUGCGUUGUUGGAACCCUUCACGAGGGCGAAACCACCGGCAAGGACAUCAAGGUCGACGGCACCAUCGACGCCUACCUGGCCACGCCUCCUCCCGACAAGGUCCGCGAUGGCCAGGGCAUUCUCUUCAUCCCCGACGUCAUUGGCAUCUGGCAGAACAGCAAGCUGCUGGCCGACAACUUUGCCUCUCAGGGCUACACUGUGCUGCUGCCGGACAUCUUCAACGGCGAUCCGCUGCCGCUGAACCGCAAGGGCGACUUUGAUUUCGUCAAAUGGCUCACCGAGGGCACCGGUGGCAACAACCCUCACACUCCCCCGGCCGUUGACCCCAUUAUUGUGAAGAGCAUCAAGGCUCUCCGGGACCUGGGCAUCAAGAAGAUUGGUGCUGUCGGCUACUGCUUCGGUGCCAAGUACGUUGUUCGUCACUACAAGAGCGGCAUCGAGGCCGGCUUCGUCGCUCACCCCAGCUUCGUCGAGGAGGAUGAGCUCGCUGCCAUCACCGGCCCCCUCUCCAUUGCCGCUGCCCAGACUGACACCAUCUUCCCUACUGAGAAGCGCCACAAGUCCGAGGAGAUCCUCAUCAAGACGGGCCAGCCCUUCCAGAUUAACCUGUACUCGGGCGUUUCGCACGGCUUCGCUGUCCGCUGCGACACCAGCGUCAAGAUUGAGAAGUUUUCCAAGGAGCAGGCCUUUUUCCAGGCUGUGACUUGGUUUGGCGAGCACUUGUAA